AGAAGGAAAGGAUGGCUCCAGAUGGCAGGGAUACAUCCAGGUGACCCGGAGAGGCUGGAGAGGUGAGACCAUACAAAUCUGACGGAGUUCAACCCGGCCAAGUGCGAGGUCCACGAUCCCAUGACUCUGCCACCUUUGAGGUCCCUUCCAACCCAACCCAUUCCAUGAUUCCAUGACUCUGCCAUCUUUGAGGUCCCUUCCAACCCAACCCAUUCCAUGAUCCCAUGACUCCGUCAUCUUUGAGGUCCCUUCCAACCCAACCCAUUCCACGAUCCCAUCAUUGUCUCCAUCACAGCUCCCCUCAGGUCCCACCACCUCCUCCCCAACCUCUCAUAGAAGAACCGUCUUCUUCCAUCAUCUUCGUGGUCCGGGAAUGCUGAGGGCUUCUCCUGCUGUGGUUCUGCCCACCAUGGAGCUCCUCCUGGUGGGUUUGGUGCUUCUGGCCAAGACCUUCCCCACCACCACCACCACCACCACCACCACCACCUCCUCCCCGCUGGACGCCGUCCCCAUGGUGGAGGUCCCGUUGGACUUGGCCACCACCUCCUUCGACGACCGCUACGUGGGCUGCGCCGGCGCGAUGGACGAAGAGCUGGAGGACCUCAACCGUACCGAGUUCUCCACCAACGGCGUCUACGCCCAAGCGUGGACCCUCGCGGCGGCCGAAUGGCGCAGCCGGCGCGGCCGCGUCCCCCCGGUGCUGCGUCCGGAGCACGCGGUGGCCCUCUUGGCCUACACCAAACACGGUCCCCUCUUCCGCGCCUUCAACGCGGCCGUGCGCGAGGACGGCCGUUCCCACCGCCACUACCUGGACAACUUCCGCUUCAAGGCCUUCCAUUUCCUCCUGAGCGAAGCUCUGCGCGUCCUACGUGGGACGCGGUCCUCUCGCUGCCACCGCGUCUACCGCGGCGUCCACGGCAUCCGCUUCACCGCUCGGCGUCACCAACGCGUCCGCUUCGGUCAAUUCACCUCCGCUUCUCUCCGGGAAGAAUCGGCUUUGGCCUUCGGCCGCGAUACGGUCUUCUCGGUGGAGACGUGUUAUGGGGUUCCCAUCAAGGACUUCUCCUUCUACCCUGAGGAGGAUGAGGUCCUCAUCCCACCCUUCGAGGUCUUCGAGGUCACCGACGUCACCUCCGGAGGGGGCGGAGCGCUCAUCGAGCUGCGCUCGCGGGACGCCGACAGCGCCUACAACUGCGAGUGGGUCAAAGAGAGACGAUGCCGCGACCGCCCGUGUGACUUCGGCGCAGGAUGGAGCGUCCGUGGGGAUCCCUCUCUCCUCUGGGGGCUCCUCAUGGUCACCACAGCCCUGGUGGCCACCGAGGGACCCUGA
Molecule: messenger RNA, 1330 nt
Organism: Cuculus canorus (common cuckoo)
Lineage: Eukaryota; Metazoa; Chordata; Aves; Cuculiformes; Cuculidae
Product: erythroblast NAD(P)(+)--arginine ADP-ribosyltransferase-like
Exons: 3
Coding region: 374-1330 (318 amino acids)
Molecular function (GO): NAD+ poly-ADP-ribosyltransferase activity; NAD+-protein-arginine ADP-ribosyltransferase activity
Source: RefSeq, a predicted model, not a curated record